This is a messenger RNA of Lingula anatina, 809 nucleotides long. RefSeq lists its product as uncharacterized. NCBI's taxonomy places the organism in Eukaryota, Metazoa, Brachiopoda, Lingulata, Lingulida, Lingulidae. The record is from RefSeq and is a predicted model, not a curated record.
UAACUUGUCCAGCUGACGAAGGACGGAGGGAAUGUAAACAUAAAAGAAACUUAAAUUAUGCCCCUGUCCUUGAGAGUAUGGUCCUUUUUGUGGAGCACAGGACCAAAGAUAGACCUGUCCAAACGACUUUGGAUGAAAGCAACCCCGUUGUCUUUCGUACGACAUCAAGACCUCAGCACUCAAACCAAUAAAACCAAUCAUUACAAUGCCCUUGGUCUAAAUCCCACAGCUACUGAAGAGGAGAUUAGGGAGGCAUAUAUGAAGAAGUCUAAAGAGUGGCAUCCUGACAGCAAUCUAGAAAAACAAGACGAAGCUCAUUUAAAAUUUGUUGAAGUUAAUGAAGCUUAUAAGGUUUUAAGUGAUACAGGAAGAAGAGCAGAAUAUGAUGCCCAGUUUAAAAUUCCACAAGAGCAUUUGUACAGACAGGGACCAUUAGAUGACAAAGUAUAUGAACGCAUUCAUCACGCAAGUCGCAAUUAUUCAUGGGGACGACAUAAAAAUGAUGUAGUCUAUUUUCUGGUUCAAGACACAGUAAGGAUUUUUUUAGCCAUGGUUUUUGUAACAAUCCUUCAUUAUAAAUUUUCUCCAUCAGUUAAAGAAGAAGUGGCAAGGGCACGCGAUCCAUUACGUUAUAUGGUAGAUGAAUAGGACAAUAAAGUUGGCACACUUUGGAUUAGAGAUGGCACAUAAACUGUAAUGUUGUGUUCACUAACAUUGAAAAUGUGGCCAUCUGUCAAAAAAGAUAAAUUUAUGUAUUUUACAUGUUGACAAAUGAUGAGCUAUUUUGCCAAUUUUAAUGACAUAUAUGU